This is a messenger RNA of Mycena citricolor, 534 nucleotides long. The record is from the annotation of a GenBank genome assembly. NCBI's taxonomy places the organism in Eukaryota, Fungi, Basidiomycota, Agaricomycetes, Agaricales, Mycenaceae.
GACCUUCCCCGGCUCCCAUACCUCAUGAGCGUCGCCCACUUCCCGACGUUCACCUCGCCCGCGGCGGACAUCACGGCACGCACCCGACGCUCCUCGCUGGUGUAUGCCGUCCUGUACGAACUGGCCCUUACGAGCGUUCUCGCGUUCUCGACGCUGCUCGGGAUCCUCGCACUCGUCCGAUUUGCGCUUGGCGUGCUCCUAUUCAAAUGCGCCCAGCUCCCGAGCGAGUGCUACUACUGCACUAGUCUCAUUCCCACGGCGUCCCUCCGAUUCGCCGCAGCCCUCGCGCAUACGUCGCCGCUAUCGGUGCUGAUCGCCACCUCGCUGUGCACGGGAGUUGUGUUCGCCGGGGCGGAACUUGUUGCUAUGGCUUUGGGGCGAGAUGGGUGGUCAAUGUGGCCACGAGGUUCGGACGACGAUCCCGCGGAGGACGAGGACGAGGACGAAGACGAGGACGAAGAGAAGAGUAUCGGGUUGCCGAGGAGUCCAUGAACUGACGUCUGUUAAGAUAAGACUGUACUCGCUGACUGUUCC